This is a messenger RNA of Ogataea haglerorum, 1407 nucleotides long. RefSeq lists its product as uncharacterized. The coding region runs from base 1 to 1407 and encodes 468 amino acids. The transcript has a single exon. The record is from RefSeq and is a predicted model, not a curated record. Gene Ontology annotation, cellular component: cytoplasm. NCBI's taxonomy places the organism in Eukaryota, Fungi, Ascomycota, Pichiomycetes, Pichiales, Pichiaceae.
AUGAUAGAUACAACGACGCAGAUCAAAUCCUUGGUGGGCCCGCAAACAAUAAUACUGGUGGAGUCAAGAUACUGUCUGGGAUUAGAAGAGGUGGUGAAGAAGGUUCUUCCCAAAAGUAGAGUCUUGGGGAUGAUCUGUGACGCAGAUGUCAGAGUCAUAAAGACGCAAAGCGGAUACCAAUAUUACCACAAGAACCACAGCACAGCAGCAGUUAUCGGGUCGUCGAUUGAUGAGGACCAGAACAUCGUGCAAUUGCUCAAGGGAGAAGGAGAUCUCGGAGCCAGACUGACGCAACUCACGGAAAUGCUCAAGAAAACAGAGGUUUAUCCAUGCUAUUUGAUUCCCAAAGGCAUAAAUCCAACUUUCAACAGCUAUGGGUGGAAAAGAAUUCUUCCAUUUAUCAGUUUGGAAGUAAUGAGCCUCGUUUACUCGAAGCUGAGCACGUUGGAUCCCAUUCAAUUUGGGAUUCUCAAGGGGGUGUUCUCCGACUUACUCACGCUGGGCCGCAAGUAUGGAGCACCCGACCUCCCAGAUCCUUCAGACUCCUCCAAGACAAAAAAUCUGCUCGACGUCAUGAUCAGAGACUUCAAUCAAUCGUACCCUUCUAGCGCGAUCAAGACGCCGAAUUCCUCGAACUAUACUGACGCAGUGUCAAAGGAGCCGAUGCUGGACCUCGCGACCUGUGUUCAUAACUUCAAUUACGGGCACGAAACAGGCGUGAACUUGUCAUUGAAACAAACGUUGAGUUUGGCGACAAAGCACGAUCUGAAAAUGCCAUACGUCGAAAUGCUCUUCAGCUUUUUCACCGAGAUCCAAAAGCUGAAAGAUCAAAACAUAUUCGACUGGGCAAACAGAAGGACAGUAGCUGUUCGAGAAUCUAAUAGUUACGGGGUCGCCCCGUUCCAGCAACAGAUACAAUAUCAGCAAUAUCCAAUGCAGACAGGACCGGCGCCGAUGAGCCCUAACCCUUCAGGCACACAGGCCGGGCCGGGACAGAUGCCGAUGAUGCCUGGAGUGCCCCAGCUCAUGCCUCAAAUGAUGUAUGCGCAGCAAUAUGCGGGCUACGCAAUGGUGGCCGGGCCAGCCAGCUUUGGCGGAGCAAACCCUGGUCUGGUGCCAAUUCACCCGAGGUUUCGGCCAGAUAGCAGCGGGAACACGCCAGGACAGCACACGGUGUCCGCAAUCAAGAACUCGAUGUACAGAAAAUCAUCCACUUCGACCAUCCAAUCGGGAGAAGAGCUCUCGAGGAGUCAGCGUUCCGUGAUCGAGCACGCCAACGUGAAAAACAUGUUCAGCAACACCACGAGCAGGUACGGCGACGUGGACUCGUUCAGCCGAGUGAACGCGUCGAACGGCAGCGUUGCCAGCAGCGGGAGUCUGGCAGGCAGCAUAUGCCCUUCCAAGUAG